GUUUCAGUAAAUUAAACCAAGAAAAUGACAGAAUAUAUAAUAUGUUCCCUAUCAUAGUUAGACAUCUCAAUUAUUGUACACAAACCAACUUCACACCAACAAUUUCAUCACACAUUCUAUUCAUCAAAGACCCUUUAGUAAUCAAUAAAGAGGUCAGCAAAUCCAAAUUCGAUACAAGAAAAAAUAAAAUGUCAGCUAAAAUUUUAAGUUCUUCACCAAGCUACUACUACUUAAGCUGCAGCCAUGUCAGUUGCAGAAAUACUCGAAAUUCGUCGCAGUUUCAUCCCCUGCCUCCGAUCAAACGUGCCCCAAAAUUCGAUCAAACUCGUGAUUUCUUGAAGUCUAGUGCUAAAUAUGGGAUCAUUUCAACAGGUAUUUCGAGGCCACGCAGUGUACAAGUCAGAUCCUCAGCUUCUCCAAACAAUCCUUCGUCUUCAUGGAAGAAAUGGUUGAUCGGAAUACUGCUGACAGUAAUUUUACCAGCUGUAGGAUACAAAGGAGGCCUAUUCGCAAUCCUCAAAAGCAAGAUCGACAAAGCGGUAGAAGUGGUGGAGGAGGUGGCGGAGAUGGUGGAGGAGGUGGCGGAGAGGGCGGAGAAGAUCGUGGAGGAGGUGGAGGAGAAGCUUCCAGAAGAUUCGAAGCUGAGGGAAGCCCUGGAGUCAUUCGAUGAACUAGCUAAGAAGGCAGCCAAUGAAGCUAAAAAAGCUGAAGAUGCUGUAAACAAGGUAAAACAAAUGGAGGAAGAGAUAGAAGCAAAGCGGCUACAAGCUGGUAAAGUCCAAUCGAACAAGUAGCCACUCGAUCAAGAUUUAUAAAAUAACCGACUUAAACACUCUUCUCUCUUUUCUCUUCCUUUUUUUCUUUUUCAUUUAAUUAUUUUUGCGAGUUAUUAUGUUGUUCAACUUGAAUUCGGCUAGCACAUAAUUUAUCUGCUCAAGAAUCAAUUAUUAUUCAUAAGUUGACUCA
Salvia miltiorrhiza (redroot sage) is the source of this 966-nucleotide messenger RNA. RefSeq lists its product as uncharacterized. The record is from RefSeq and is a predicted model, not a curated record. NCBI's taxonomy places the organism in Eukaryota, Viridiplantae, Streptophyta, Magnoliopsida, Lamiales, Lamiaceae. The transcript is spliced from 5 exons. The coding region runs from base 42 to 794 and encodes 250 amino acids.